CGGCAGUUUCCGUAGAAGAUGGCGAGCGAGGUUUCGGGUGUUGGCAAAGGAAUUAGAAAACGAGUAACGACAGCUGGAAGCGGUACUUUAUCCGACUUUAGAGAUGGUACAAAAGCAAUAUUCCAUUAUCGUACCGUUCUUUGUGAUCAAAACCGCACAGUCAUUGAUGAUAGCUCUGAAAAAGGCAAACCCAUGGAGCUUAUAAUCGGCAAGAAAUUCAAACUUCCAGUGUGGGAGACAAUCAUACGGACCAUGAAGCAGGGCGAAGUUGCUGAGUUUCUUUGUGAUAAGUCGCAUGUCCUUGAGUACCCACAAGUGUCACGUAGUCUGAGGCGCAUUGCUGAAGGACAGGAUCCUCGUGAAGGCCAGAGACACUGCUGCGGUGGUAUUGCACAGCUUCAUGAUCACUCACUAGGAUAUCCUGAUUUGGAUGAACUUCAGAAAAAUCCUCAGCUGCUUAUUUUCAUUAUCACACUUUUACAGGUACAAGAACCUGGUUCAUACAGACAAGAUGCAUGGGCAAUGACCGAUCAGGAGAAGAUGGAAGCUGUACCAGUUCUUCACCAAGAAGGAAACCAGCUUUAUAAACAAGGGAAAACCAAUGAUGCAGCUGCAAAAUAUUAUGAGGCUAUUGCCUGCUUGAAAUCUUUGCAAAUGAAGGAGCAACCAGGAUCCCCUGAUUGGAUUGCUUUAGAUCUAAAGAUAACACCUCUUCUUCUUAAUUACUGUCAGUGCAAGUUGCUUGAGGGUGAUUACUAUCAAGUUCUAGAGCACUGUUCAUCCAUACUGAACAAAUACUCUGAUAAUGUGAAAGCAUUGUUUAAGAGAGGACGUGCGCAUGCUGCUGUGUGGAAUGCAUCAGAGGCAGAGCGUGACUUUUCUCGUGCAGUCUCUCUUGAUCCCUCCCUUGCGCCCCUUGUUGCCAAGGAAAUGAAGAAACUUGAGGAACGUUUACAUGAAAAAAAUCUAGAGGACAAAAUAAGAUUUCGAAAUAUCUUCCACUAACUGUAGUUCAGAAACCAGUUAGUGACUAACAACCAUAUUUAUAUAGGUCAGUGCUACAAUGUGUGUUAAUUUUUUUUUUUUUUUUUUUUUUUAUUGACACACUAAACAUUUCAUAGGGCUGCUAUUUGCCUUUUAGUCAGACCAAUUAUGAUAUUAUGCAAAGUCCUUACAGCAUCAAAUUGGUAGUUAAACCUUACAAAAAAAUGUAUUGAUUAUAUUUAUAUAAAAAUACAAAGCAACGGUAAAAAAGUGGAAAUACAAGAUAUCACGUGCGGGCAUUGCGCUCUGUUUCGGCAAGACAUUCUCUCACAAGUGCGCGGGCAUGAAUUAUACCUAGAAAGACAACAAUUAGUACACAUUCAUCAUCAAUGUAAAA
Xenopus tropicalis (tropical clawed frog) is the source of this 1381-nucleotide messenger RNA. It is a transcript of the gene aip, whose product is annotated as aryl hydrocarbon receptor interacting protein. Gene Ontology annotation, molecular function: peptidyl-prolyl cis-trans isomerase activity. Lineage: Eukaryota; Metazoa; Chordata; Amphibia; Anura; Pipidae. The record is from RefSeq and is marked provisional. Gene Ontology annotation, cellular component: cytoplasm.